Messenger RNA from Arachis stenosperma, 1104 nucleotides. RefSeq lists its product as uncharacterized. The transcript has a single exon. Lineage: Eukaryota; Viridiplantae; Streptophyta; Magnoliopsida; Fabales; Fabaceae. The record is from RefSeq and is a predicted model, not a curated record. The coding region runs from base 1 to 1104 and encodes 367 amino acids.
AUGAGUUUGUCAGAUUUGAAGAACAGCAUCUUGGAGAAGCUUGGCGUGUUGGGUAGCAAGUGGGUGAAGAAACUAUUCUACAAGAUUCCCAUGGCAGUUGUCUCGACCGGUGUUCAGUAUGAAACCUUUGCGGUUAAGGCUGAUGAAGAUAUUAGGGUUCUGUUCUACUGUGUAAGGAGUUUUCCGGAGAUCAGAAUCCAUGAGUUGUUCGCGAAGUUGGAGGUUGGUGUCGAUAGUUCUGGGGCAUCCGCUCCAGUUCCUUGCCCAGCUGCCGCGGGUGGUGCAUCUAGUUCGAUGCCUGCGGUCAGACCGUAUCUUUCGCCGGUUCAAUCACCUUCGUUUGCGGCUGAUUUAGACCGAACGGAGGUUGUUGGUUCUGUACCUUUGGAGAAUGCAGCAGUCAUUGAGCCUCCCCACGUUGUGGGCACCGGUGGUGGCCUCGUACCUUAUAUCGAAGACUUUGGUGGACCUGAUCAAGUAGAGAAUGCAAUGCGUGACGAUGAGUCUGACCAGGAGCCUGUUGAUAUCGAUGGUGACAGCGACGAUAACACAGGUGGCGAUCCACAUGCGCAGUAUCGGCCUUCAAGUUCUGGUUCUCAUCAGUACCCCCCACACUUCUCCACACUAAACUUGGAAGCUCUUGGUCAACAGGAAGACAGUGGUAACAGAGUGGGGGGAUCUUCUACAGAAUUUCAGAUUGGGCAAUCAUUCCAGAGUAAAGAUAAAGCUGUGCUGAGUGUAAAGGACUAUAGCAUCCGGCGAGGUGUUGAGUACAGAGUCAUCGAAUCGGAUCAUUUGAAGUAUCAUGGAAAAUGCAAGGAAUUCGGCAAGGGUUGUAGUUGGUUGAUUCGUGUUGCGCUUCGUGCACGAAAAGAGAGUUGGGAGGUUAGGAGGUACAACGGGCCACACACAUGCCUCGUAACUUCUAUUUCAAGUGAUCACCGUCAGCUGGAUUACCACGUUAUAUGUGCGAGGAUUCUUCCUAUGGUUAGGGCCGAUGCUGCGGUUACGGUAAAGGUACUUCAACAAGCGACAGAAGCUGAUUACGGUUUCAGGCCUAGUUACAGGAAGGUUUGGAUGGCUAAGCAGAAGGCAGUGGCAUAA